GUUCAAACACAUUCUGACGAUUGUUCUAUUUGUUGUCAUUACAAAUUUUUAUGUCGACAGUUGUUUGAUUACAAAUUGUCCGAGGGGUGGAAAAAGAAGUGGAAAGUCGAGCCUUCUGGAUGGAAACGUUAAAUCAUGCCUUUCAUGUGGUCCAGGAUAUUCAGGUCAAUGUUUCGGGCCGAACAUAUGUUGUGGUCAUUUUGGUUGUCUGAUGGGCACACCAGAAACGAUCAGAUGCCAAAAAGAAGGGAUGUUUCAUGAAAGGGAACCCUGCAUAGCUGGAAACGCUUCCUGCAGAAAAAAUACAGGACGUUGUGCCAUGGAGAAUAUUUGCUGUAGCCAAGAUUCUUGCCAUGUAGAUAGACAAUGUGCAAGUGAGGACAAGCUGAGGCCAUUUUCAGAAAACCUCAUGGGAUUGGACCUAUACAAUUUGAUCAACAACUAUCCCUCUGAAAUAUCCAAUGAAAAAUAAUCAAUAGCAUGAGAUGAGAGUAUGUGUGUAGGCUAAGGCUAAAUGUUAUGUAUUAAUUAUUCUAUAUUAUAUGAUUGGAUUAAAGUGAUAAUGAAAGUUUCAUACUCACCCUUGUCAUACCGAAAAUGUGAGGAAAUCACCCAAAAAAACUGUUGUUUCAACUUUCACUUGGUCACUGCUUUACUAUAUUUUAUAGGUGUUACUAAGG
This is a messenger RNA of Phaedon cochleariae (mustard beetle), 680 nucleotides long. The record is from the annotation of a GenBank genome assembly. Lineage: Eukaryota; Metazoa; Arthropoda; Insecta; Coleoptera; Chrysomelidae.